GAACGUCACGGUGACGCGACGGCUGCUGUGACCGGGCAAGGCCGCGAGGAGGCGCCGGGGCCGGAGAGAGAGAGAGAGAGACUGAGAGAGAGAGGUAGAGGCCGGGGAGAGCGCCAUGUAGAGGCCGGGAUCAGGCGGCCUACGGGGAGUCCAUCAUGAGAAGAUGUACCGUUGUUAGCUCAACAAGAUGCCCACAGGAUCCACGUGGUGUCAUCACCAGCCAUUGCCGCAAGACACCCAUGAAGCUGCCCGAAAGCCAUAGAGGCCCCACUAAGAGCUGGAAGCACCAUGAAGCCUGCACACGAGCGCAGCCAGGAAUGCCUUCCACCAAAGAAACGCGAUCUGGUCCAGAGCAUUAUAAACAUAGAGUUGCCGCCCAAGGUGGAUAAUGUCGCCGCCACCGCCUCCUCCUCCUCCUCCUCCAACCAUGGUCCAGCUCCUGAGACACAUAACAACUGGCCCAGAGGCGUGCUGGUGGCAGCAGGACAAGGACAUGGGGUCAGCUAUGAAGUGGCCGGGGAAGGCGCAGAGACUGUCACUGUGGAUCAGUAUGGAAACCUUUACAAACUUGCUGUCCCAUCCGCUGCCUUCUCCUCGCAGGGCCUCCACUCUGUGGUGGGAUCCAUUCCUCCCUCCUUUAAUGUAGCAUCUCAGUUGAUCCAGCAUCCAGGAAUGACAUAUCCACCCAUCCAUUAUACUCCCAUUUCCCACGCAUCUGUUCAGUUUCUUGGGUCUCCUUAUGCCGUUCCAUAUGCUGUCCCCCAAGGCUUUCUUCAGCGAGCUGUGAUCUCUCCUCCCGCUACCAUGGCUGCUUCUCAUGUUCCUCACUAUGUGCCAUAUAACUCCAUUAUGUCCGAGGGGGUGACUCCACCUCCGCAGACUCCAUCUCCACACUCUUUUAAUAAAGUGAACACAGCACAAUCACCCCCUGUGCUCCUGGGUGUCGUCCCUGUCGAUGUCACAAAGGGAAGGGUUCCCAUAUUUUAUCAGCAUUCUUCUCAGCUGCCAGCGGGCUAUCCUGUGCAUGAAAUGGUCUUGACAUGCCCUCCUAAUCAAGACCAUAGCUCGGCCUCUCCAAACCGCAAAGAAGCGUUGAUCACGCCUAGCAAUGGGGCCCAGAGAGGACCUGAUUCUGCCCCCAUUCGGAGGGGCAGUCAAUCUGUGGACCAGUACAUGCAUGACGCAGAGCUGCAUAUGGCAAGGGGUAAGGGUGAAGGUCUGUUGGACUGUGACGUAUACUUAGGACAUGCACCACAAAGGACAGAAGUCACUUUGAUGACCCAUCGGAGCACUCCUGAUACGGAUCUAGAAGUUCAGAGAGUGGUGGGAAGUAUGGCAUCCCAAGAGUUCUGUACGCCCUCCGUUCAGAGAAAGGACAGGAUCAGCCCGUUAAACCUUUCCAUCGAUGGUAAACAUGAAGCAGAGCAGGGCAAAAAAACCAUGGCGAGUCCAUCCAGAGGAGAACUUAGGGGCUUAUACAACGUUCAACACCCUCUCCAAUACACAGAGAAAACUGCACUUAUAUCAAAUGGAGACUCAACCCAAGGAGCAAUGUGUCACAAAGAGAACCUACCUUCAGAAGUUCCCCAACAUGCCUCUAAAACCCAAAGGACAAAAUCUCCUGGAGGCCUCAACAGAGAUUCUUCUCACCCAGAUAGAAGCUCUCCACCCACAGGACCCACUCAGCCUCCACAUUCCACCACCCUUCCCUCCCACUUUAUGAAAGGAGCCAUUAUUCAGCUUGCCACUGGAGAACUGAAGAGAGUAGAAGACCUGCAGACCCAGGAUUUUGUGCGCAGUGCCGAGGUCAGCGGUGGCCUUAAAAUCGACUCCAGCACUGUGGUGGACAUCCAGGAUAGCCAGUGGCCAGGAUUUGUGACCCUUCACUUCAUUGUCGGAGAGCAGCAGAGCAAAGUCUGUUUGGAUGUCCCACCUGAACAUCCAUUCUUUGUAUAUGGUCAAGGCUGGUCAUCUUGUAACCCUUCCCAGACCGCUCAACUAUUUGCACUUCCCUGCCACCAGCUCCAAGUAGGAGAUGUCUGCAUCUCCAUUAGCCUGCAGAAUUUAACCAAGAACGGCGCCUCCCCAUCGAGUGGCAUCUCUGCUCAUCAAGCCCUGCCGCUCCCUAAUGAGAAAGCAGUGUUACAGUCUAGGGAGUGCCCAGAGAGAGACGGCGAUAAACAGAAUCGGCGCCAGAAAGAUGGCAUGGCACAGAGCUCUCAUACCCUGUCCAUGUCCUCUCUUCCUUUAGCUCAGUCAAGCUGGCCCAGUUCAGCAGUCCAAAGAUACAGUGGGCAGGGUUCAGAAACCCGGCCUUCGCCUUCACGACACUCUUUCAUUCCGCAGGAGGUGAAGUUGUCCAUCGAGGGCCGGUCAAACGCAGGGAAGUAGCGCUACAUACAAAAAAAAUAAGGCCCCCUCUGCAAGCGGAAUAAAUUUGCACAGUUAGAGUACAGGGAUAA
Messenger RNA from Rana temporaria (common frog), 2462 nucleotides. It is a transcript of the gene ATXN1L, whose product is annotated as ataxin 1 like. NCBI's taxonomy places the organism in Eukaryota, Metazoa, Chordata, Amphibia, Anura, Ranidae. The record is from RefSeq and is a predicted model, not a curated record. Gene Ontology annotation, molecular function: RNA binding; protein binding. Bases 289 to 2391 code for a protein of 700 amino acids. The transcript is spliced from 2 exons. Gene Ontology annotation, biological process: regulation of DNA-templated transcription; anatomical structure development. Gene Ontology annotation, cellular component: nucleus.